UGCUGUUCUCUACAUCCCAUCAUGAGACUGGUUGUGCUUGCACUGGCUCUGGCCCUUGUGGCGAGUCAACAUGUGAACCUUGCUCCUGAGUUUGUCGCCUCUAAGACCUACGUGUACAAAUAUGAGGCACUGCUUCUUGGUGGACUUCCUGUGGAAGGUCUGGCCAGAGCAGGAAUGAAAGUCAGCAGCAAGGUUCUCAUCAGCGCUGAGGCUCAUAACACCUACAUGCUGAAGCUCGUAGAUCCUGAGAUCUUUGAGUACAGCGGUGUCUGGCCAAAGGACCCCUUCGUCCCAGCCACCAAGCUCACCUCAGCACUGGCUUCUCAGCUUCUGAUUCCCAUCAAGUUUGAGUACGCUAAUGGUGUGGUUGGCAAGGUGUUUGCCCCCGCUGGAGUCUCCGCCACAGUUCUGAAUGUCCACAGAGGUAUCCUGAACAUUCUUCAGCUCAACCUCAAGAAGACCCAGAAUGUUUAUGAACUGCAAGAGGCUGGAGCCCAGGGAGUGUGCAAGACCCACUACGUCAUCAGUGAGGAUGUCAAGGCAGAGCGCAUUGUUGUCACCAAGUCCAAGGAUCUCAACAACUGCCAAGAGAGGAUCAUCAAGGAUUUGGGCCUGGCUUACUUGGAAACACUGCAAGCAAAGAGCCUGACUGGAGCCGCAACCUACAGCUACAUCAUGAAACCAAGCGCCACUGGUGCUCUGAUCACUGAAGCCACAGUGAGGGAACUCCAUCAGGUCACACCUGUUGCUGAGAUGGGUGGAGUUGCACAGAUGGAGGCCAAGCAAAGCCUGACAUUCCUGGAGAUUGAGAAGGCCCCCAUUGUCCCAAUCAACGCAGAAUAUUUGGCCCGCGGAUCCCUGUUUUAUGAGUUUGCCACUGAAAUUCUUCAGACUCCAAUUCAGCUUCUGAGAAUUAGCAAUGCACCAGCUCAGAUUGUGGAGAUUCUGCACCAUCUUGUUGCCAACAAUGUAGCUAAGGUCCAUGAGGAUGCUCCUCUGAAGUUUAUCCAGCUGAUCCAGGUCUUGCGUGUUGCCACCUUGGAGAACUUGGAAGCCAUCUGGACUCAGUUUAAGGCCAAACCAGAAUACAGGCGUUGGAUUCUGGAUGCCAUUCCUCUUGUUGGAACACCAGCUGCUGUUAAGCUCAUCAAAGAGAGGUUCUUGGCUGGCGACAUCAGCAUUCCUGAAACUGUUCAGAUUCUUUUGGCUGCUGUGCAUAUGGUUCCUUCUGAUCCUGAGAUCAUCAGACUCAUCUCUACCCUGGCCCUGCACCACAAGGUUCAGGCAAACCCUGUUCUGCGUGAGAUUGCUACGCUUGGCUAUGGUACCGCGAUCUUCAAGUACUGUGCUGCAGUUCCUACUUGCCCAGCUGAACUUCUGAAGCCCCUCCACGAGCUUGUAGCUGAGGCUAUUGCUAAGGCUGAUAUGGCUGAGGUCACUCUGCUGGUCAAAGCUCUGGGUAAUGCUGGCCAUCCUGCCAGUCUUAAACCAAUCAUGAAGAUCCUCCCUGGAUUUGGCUCCGCAGCUGCUGCUCUCCCCAUUAGAGUCCAAGUCGACGCCAUCUUGGCUCUCAGAAACAUUGCUAAGAGGGAACCCAAACUGGUCCAGCCAGUGGCAUUGCAGCUGUUUAUGGACAAGGCCCUUCACCCCGAGCUGCGUAUGGUGGCUGCUGUUGUUCUGUUUGAGACCAAGCCAACAGUUGCACUGGUGUCUACUAUUGCUAGCGUUCUGAAGAAGGAGACCAGCAUGCAGAUUGUCAGCUUCGUGUAUUCCUACAUCAGAUCUCUCACCAGGAGUACUGUGCCAGAUUAUGCCACUGUUGCUGCUGCCAGCAAUGUUGCCAUCAAGAUCUUGAGCCCAAAGCUGGACAGACUGAGCUACCGCUACAGUAAAGCCAUCCACCUUGACCUGUUCAGAAGCCCUGUAAUGGCUGGUGCUGCCGGCAGUGCCUUCAUCAUCAACGACGGUGCCACCAUUCUGCCUAGAGCUGUUGUGGCUAAAGCUCGUGCCUAUCUUGCUGGAGCUGCUGCUGAUGUUCUUGAGGUGGGAGUGAGAACCGAGGGAAUUCAGGAGGCCCUUCUGAAAACUCGUGCUUUGGAACAUUUGAAGGACGACAGGAUCACUAAGAUGAAGCGCGUCAUGAAGGCAAUUGCUGAAUGGAAGGCCUUGCCAAAGAGCCAGCCUCUGGCAUCCAUCUAUGUCAAGUUCUUUGGACAGGAAAUUGCCUUUGCAAACAUUGACAAAGCUAUAAUUGAUCAGGCAGUUCAGCUUGCCACUAGUGCCGAUGCCAAGACCAUGUUGAAGGAUGCACUGAGAGCUCUGCAGACUGGCAUUACUGCUCAGGCCGCAAAGCCUCUUCUGGCUGCUGAGAUCCGUCGCAUCUUCCCCACUGCUGUUGGUGUGCCAAUGGAGCUCAGUCUCUACUCUGCUGCUGUUGCCGCUGCUACAAUCAAAGUGAAAGCAACGAUUACUCCUCCUCUUUCUGAACCUCUCACUGCUGCCGAGCUGCUGAAGACAGACAUCCAGUUGGAAGCUGAGGCCACUCCAAGCAUCUCCAUGCACACCUUUGCUGUGAUGGGAGUCAACACUGCCUUCCUUCAGGCUGCCAUCAUGGCCAGAGCCAAGGCUGUCACUGUGCUGCCUGCCAAGCUGGCUGCAAGAGCAGAUGUUCCCAAACUGAACUUCAAGAUUGAGGUUCUCCCUAUUGAGACACCUGAGCACAUUGCUAAAAUCCGUGUUGAGACCCUGGCUAUUGCCCGUAACAUUGAGGACCUUGCAGCCGAGAGAAUUACACCCAUGGUACCAGUUGUUGCUACACAGCUGAGGUCCACUGAGAGGUUUGCCUCUUCGAUGAUGUCUACUUCACGCAGUGCAUCCUCCGAGAUCAUUUACUCUGACCUGAAGCCUCAACUGAGGGCCGGUGUACCACUCCACAAGACCAUCUGUGUGCCAGCUGCUUUCAUCGGAAUCAAGGGAUGUUUCGAAGUCACCUCUAGCAAUGCUGCCUUCAUCAAGAAUAUUCCUCUCCUCAACCUUAUCGGAGAACACGCUGUUUUGGUUGCUGUGAAACCAGCUGAUGGCCCAGCUAUUGAGAGACUGGAGGCUGAAGUUCAGAUUGGACCCAAGGCUGCCGAGAAGCUCCUAAAGGAAAUCAACAUCAUCGAUGAGCAAACCGCCGAGGGCAGAACCAUCAUUACUAAACUGAAGAAGAUCCUUGAGCCUGCUCUGAGAAACCGCUCGUCCAGCUCAAGCAGCUCUAGCCGUAGCUCCUCCAGCUCUUCAGCACGUGCCAACAGCAAGAUGGUCGCCAGCUCCAGCAGCUCCAGCAGCUUGCUUAGCUCCAGCAUUUUUGGUAUCAGCAGUUUGCUGAGCUCCUCCAGUUCCAGCUCCAGCUCCAGCUCCAGCUCCAGCUCAUCCAGCUCCCGCAUGUCAAAGGCCUCCCUCAAGCAAUACCCAUUCAAGAAAUUCCACAAGAACCAGCAUCUGGUCUCUCGCGGAAUCUCCGCUCAGAAACUCAGAAGCAGCGCAAGCAGUGCAUCCAGCUUUGAGGACAUUUACAAACAGAAUAAGUUCCUCGGUAAUGCUGUCGCUCCUGCUGUGGUGGUCAUCGUCCGUGCUGUGAGAACUGACCAGAAGCUGCUGGGAUACCAGGCUGCUGCCUAUCUUGACAAGACCAACUUCAGACUGCAGACCAUCAUCUCUGCUCUGGCUGAGACUGACAACUGGAAGAUGUGUGCUGAUGGUGUUGUUCUGAGCAAGCACAAAGUCAUGGCUAAGGUUGCAUGGGGAGCUGAGUGCCAGGAAUAUGCCACCAUUUUGAAGGCAGAAGCUGGUCUUCUUGGUGCAAGCCCUGCUGCCCGUCUGGAGCUGGAAUGGGUGAAGAUCCCUAAAAUGGUCACUACCUAUGCAACCAGGCUGGCUAAGUACAUCCCUGGUGCUGCCCUGAUGGCUGGAAUCUCUGUCAACAAAGCCAAGAACUGCGAGAAAGAAAUUGAACUGACCGUUGCCAUCCCCACUGAAAGGACAAUUGAUGUCAUUAUGAGACUGCCAACGAUGACUCUCUCCAAACUGGCCUUGCCUCUUCCCAUUGCCCUGCCAACUGGUGCUGAUGCAGCUAUCCAAUUUGUUCCAGAGGAGAAUAUCCUUGAGCAGAUUCAUUUCCUGUAUGCUGAGGCUUCCUCUGCUCAGUGUAGCAUGGCCCAGGAGACUCUGACCACAUUCAACAACAAAAAGUACAAGAAUGAGAUGCCAAUCUCCUGCUACCAAGUGCUGGCUCAGGACUGUACUCCAGAGCUUAAAUUCAUGGUCCUGUUGAAGAAGGAUGAGCUCACUGCACAGAACCACAUGAACGUGAAGAUUGCUGAUAUGGACGUUGACCUGUACCCUACUGGCAGCGAUGUGCUGGUGAAGAUUAACGGUGUGGAGGUUCCUGUUUCCAAUCUUCCCUACCAGCAUCCCUCAGCCCCCAUCCAGAUUAGACAGAAAGCUCAGGGCUUGUCUCUUCAUGCUCCUCGCCUUGGUCUUCAGGAGGUUUACUUCAGCAAGGACCAAUGGAGGGUCAAUGUUGCUGACUGGAUGAAGGGCCAGACUUGUGGUGUUUGUGGUAAAGCUGAUGGAGAGACCAGACAAGAGUACUCCACACCCAGCGGCUACCAGACCAAGAGCUCCGUCAGCUUCGCCCACUCCUGGGUGCUUCCCGCUGAGAGCUGUCGCGACAGCACUCAGUGCCGUCUGAAGCUUGAAUCUGUGAAGCUGGAGAAGCAACUGAUCGUGGAUGGCCAGGCGUCUAAAUGCUACUCUGUUGAGCCAGUGCUGCGUUGUCUGCCUGGUUGCCUCCCAGUGAAGACCAUGCCAGUCACCAUUGGAUUCCACUGUCUGUCCACUGAAUCCAGCCAUGUGGAUCUGAGCAACAUCUCUCAGAAGAGUGUGGACCUGAGGGAGACUGCCGAGGCACAUAUGGCCUGCCAGUGCAACGCUCGCUGUGCAUAGAAUACUAUGAUGUAAACUUCAGAUACAUUAAAUGUUCCCAGUAUCCAAUCCUCUGUAUUAAUGAAACUGAAAUAAAGCCAUCAGCAACUA
Messenger RNA from Sardina pilchardus (European sardine), 5079 nucleotides. RefSeq names its product vitellogenin-like. Bases 22 to 4989 code for a protein of 1655 amino acids. Gene Ontology annotation, biological process: lipid transport; cellular response to estrogen stimulus; response to estradiol. Lineage: Eukaryota; Metazoa; Chordata; Actinopteri; Clupeiformes; Clupeidae. The record is from RefSeq and is a predicted model, not a curated record. The transcript has 34 exons. Gene Ontology annotation, molecular function: lipid carrier activity.